Anopheles moucheti is the source of this 2190-nucleotide messenger RNA. RefSeq names its product ornithine decarboxylase 1-like. Gene Ontology annotation, cellular component: cytoplasm. Lineage: Eukaryota; Metazoa; Arthropoda; Insecta; Diptera; Culicidae. The coding region runs from base 671 to 1963 and encodes 430 amino acids. The transcript has 5 exons. Gene Ontology annotation, molecular function: ornithine decarboxylase activity. The record is from RefSeq and is a predicted model, not a curated record.
GUAUGUUUGGUGACCGUCUGCCGCAAAAGUGUCCUUUUUCUUUAAUUCCAAUCCGAAGUGUGUGAGUGUGUGUGUGGCUUUGCGCGCUGUGACUCAUCAUCCACAUCAAGGUUUUUCCCCCGGUUUCGGCCAGUUACGGCUGCUGCAAAGUGUCCGCAUAAGGCAAUACGACGUCAGCAUUUAUUUGCUGAUCGCUACAACGAUCGACCGUUUGCAGGCGAGAACGGAGCCAGGUUCUCGGCCCCAGAGGUUGUGAAAACGAAACCCAGCUGUAUGUGCAUCGUAUAACAGCAGGCAACGGUAGCCCAACCACAUCCGUGCCCUUAUUUUACACCUUUGCUGGAAAAUUUCGAGAAUUUCACAACAGGACAUCACUAGCGGUCAGUUAGCCCAGCUGUCGGGCACUGACCAUAACCAUCGACACCUGCUGGUACUGACAGAUACCAACGGCAAACCACCCUGGUGACAUUUGCCUCGCGACGGCUCCCUUUACCAUUCUUACCCCCUUCUAAAGGCUGCCUCUUUGUUUGAGUGAAGUUGCGAUUCGCGAAAACCUUCCUGCGGGUGUGGAUAAAUCACUCACUCACACAUUCCAGUCGGACGGUAGCGUGCCUUCAUCAGCCAAACAUUUAAAGCUACAAAACAACUACACAAAACCCAAAAAUAAACGAUGAAGUUCCUCGAGAAUGAAUCGGACAAGAUUGAGAUCGUGGACGGUACGGUGGAUGUACCGGCGAUCAUCAACUCGAUGGUCGAACAGUUGCCCACCGACAAUCCGUUCUACGUGAUGGACAUUGGCGAUAUCGUGCGCAAGCACCAGCAGUGGAUCGAAAAGAUGCCACGCGUGGUGCCGCACUACGCGGUCAAGUGUAACGACACGGACAUCGUGUGCGCGACGCUGGCCGCACUCGGUGCAUCCUUCGACUGUGCGUCAAAGGGUGAGAUAGCGAAGGUGCUUUCGCUUGGCGUCGCCCCGGAACGCAUCAUCUUUGCGAACCCGAUGAAACCGGCGUCACAUCUACGCUACGCCAACAGCAACGCGGUCAAAACGAUGACCUACGAUAGCGAUACCGAGCUGCACAAGAUCAAGCAGUACUGUCCGGAUGCCAAGCUUGUUAUUCGCAUCCGGUGCGAAGCCGAAAAAGCUCAAUGUCCGCUGGGAAAGAAGUUCGGCUGCGAUCCGGUAGAGGAAGCACCACGUUUAAUCAAGAUCGCCCGCAGUCUUGGGCUGGAAGUGGUCGGUGUUAGCUUCCACGUCGGUUCCGGGUGUGCGGAUUUCCCGAUCUACUAUAAGGCCAUUUCGUAUGCUCGCGAUCUGUUCGACUAUGCUGCCCAGCUCGGGUAUACGUUCAAUCUGCUGGACAUUGGCGGUGGUUUCCCGGGCGAUAUCGGUACCUCCAUCGAUGAGGUGGCGAUGAUCGUUAAUACCGCGCUCGAUACGUUCUUCCCGGAUAAGGCGGUUCGUGUCAUUUCCGAACCGGGCCGGUACUACGUAUCGUCGGCGUUUACGCUCGUCACCAACGUGCAGUCGAAGCGCAUUUGUCUCAACGCCAAAACGGGCAGCAUCGAUCGGAUGAUGUACUAUCUGAACGAUGGUGUGUACGCUUCGUUCAACUGCGUGUUGUACGAUCAUCAGGUACCACGGCCGAAGCUUAUCGGGGGCCAAACCGGCAAGCAGUACAAGAGCACGAUCUGGGGCCCAACGUGCGAUGCACUCGAUCAGCUGAUCGAAACAAUCGCACUGCCCGAGCUGCAGAUCGAUGAUUGGGUCGUGUUUGAGAACAUGGGCGCUUACACCGUUCCCGUCGCCAGUCCGUUCAAUGGCUUCGAGCUACCGAAAAUCUACUGUUACAUCAGCAAAAGUCAUUGGGAAAUGCUGGAAACACUGUUCCCGUUGCAGAACGAAUGUUCCAGCUGCACCGAACGUUUGCCGAACAGCUACGAAACUGUUGCCUGCGCUUGAGGCUCCCGGAACUGGAAGCCACGUGGUACGGUCGUGCUCAUCCCGGCACCAGUCGAUUAUUCCACCGGUCACGGGACCCGCUUUUACUAUUUGAUGAUAUUCAACGGAAGGUCUACAAAUUUAACAUUGCAAACGCUAUUUACAACGUUGCCUUUCCUUCCAUUAUUACUUCCAAGACAUACUUCAAUAAACGAAGAGGCAGCCUUUUUUAUACAACCUAGCAAAAA